Messenger RNA from Aspergillus chevalieri, 522 nucleotides. RefSeq lists its product as uncharacterized. Bases 1 to 522 code for a protein of 173 amino acids. Lineage: Eukaryota; Fungi; Ascomycota; Eurotiomycetes; Eurotiales; Aspergillaceae. The record is from RefSeq and is a predicted model, not a curated record. The transcript has 3 exons.
AUGAAAAUGCGCCUCCCCUUGCCCCUCCCAACCCCAAUCCCAACCCCCGCCCUCAAAAAAAACCUCUACAUCACAAUCGCCUCCCUAAUCCUCCUAACCUUCGUUCUCAUCAUCGCCCGCAUAGCCGAUAAAGGCACCCCCUCCACAAGAACGAACACAUGGGGUAUAGCAGUCUGCAUAAAAGCAGCCCUCUUCCUACUCUACCAAACCCUAACAACCUACCAUCACAAACUGCGCAAAUGGGCCAGUUUGAAAGCGAACAUGACACUGGAUAUCAUCGACACGGUGUUUUGGUUCGUGCUGUUUGUUAUUAGUAUUAUGGGGGCUGUGGGGGGGAGGAGUGCUAGUAGUCAAGCCUUGGGGGCGGUUGUGGCGGGGUUGGCGCUUGUGCUUUGUGGGAUUGUUGGGUUUUUGUCGGUUGUUUGUGUGAGGGAGUAUAGUGUGUGGAAGAGGGGUGGGAACGCGAAUGUGGAUGUGGAGGCCGGUGUAGAGGGUGAUUAUAAGGCUGGAGAUACGGUUUGA